UUUUUUCUUGGGAGGUUAUAUUAUGGAUAAGUGUGGCCAAAGCUAUGUGACUAUCCCUACGUCGAUAAAUCUGGGCAUCGCCUUUUUUAUUCUUUCUAAUGCUAAUUCUCUUGCUUCAUUGAUUCUGGCUUCCGUGUUCUUUGGUGUCGCGGAGUCUACCAGCUCUGGAAUGUUGCUGUCACUUACUGCCAACCAUUCUCCAUCCACUGGCCGCGCUCCCUUCAUGGGUCUUAUACGAACUGUGCAGGACUCUGGGCAAGUGCUUGGGCCAAUGGCUUCGGGCGUAAUUAUGGACUACUUUGGUUUUGCCUCUGUGUGUUACGUCAUGGGGGCUGUGGGGAUGCUCAGUGCCCCUUGGGCAUACUUCUUGAUUCCGGAAAAACCGCCUUGUCAUCUGGAAGAAGAGGCGGCGAAUUUCAGUGAGGGAUCUGCCGCUGUAACCUCACUUGUUACGGAUGAGGAAGGGAAAAAAAAGGAAUUUCUUGUUGUUGACGCCGAGGGUGAAAGAUGUUUAUCGUUGGACGAAGAGCUGUCACUAUUCGAUGACGCCGUGUCGGAGAAGGAGUCUGUGAACAUGGUGGUACCGAAGGAAUGA
Trypanosoma cruzi is the source of this 595-nucleotide messenger RNA. RefSeq names its product drug resistance protein, putative. The annotation marks the transcript as partial. Lineage: Eukaryota; Euglenozoa; Kinetoplastea; Trypanosomatida; Trypanosomatidae. Gene Ontology annotation, molecular function: transmembrane transporter activity. The transcript has a single exon. The record is from RefSeq and is a predicted model, not a curated record. Gene Ontology annotation, biological process: transmembrane transport.